Molecule: messenger RNA, 1263 nt
Organism: Pelodiscus sinensis (Chinese soft-shelled turtle)
Lineage: Eukaryota; Metazoa; Chordata; Testudines; Trionychidae
Source: RefSeq, a predicted model, not a curated record
GCGGCCAGAGCAGCCUGAGCUCCCCGGUGCCCUACAUGGAGAAGCGCGUCGAGGUGACGGGGGGGAGCAGCCACACCCAGGAACUCUUCUCCACCACCCAGAACACCACGACAUUCUCAGCCUGGCUGGAGAGCCUCCACGCCAGCCCCGGCCUGGUCUCCUACUCCCUGGCGCCCAUCCACACUCUGGUGGGGCCGGGAGACCCCCGGCAGGAGGCGCUGAGGCAGGCAGUGAAGGAGUACGUGGCUGAGCGGGGGCUGAGGAGGAGGUGCCCACAGCACUGCCCAGAAGGCGGCUCCGUCGACUCCUGCAAAUGUCACUGCUCCAGCAGCUCCCUCACCGACUCCACGUGCUGCCCCCUCCGGCGGGGCCUGGCCCGGCUCAGUGUCCACGUGCAGUGGGGCAGGGACCUGUGGGGGGACCACAUAACUGCCACCGAUGCCUACGUCAAGGUCUUCUUCCAAGGCCGCGAGCUGCAGACGGGCCACAUUGACAACGACAACAACCCCGAGUGGGACCACGACAUGGACUUCGGGGAGGUGACGCUGCCGGUGUGGCCUGAACUGCACGUGGAGGUGUGGGACAAAGACCGGUGGGAAGACGACCUGCUGGGAACCUGCAGCGCCCAUCUCAAGGCUGUCCGGAGGGGCAUGCUCCUCUGCCACCUGGAAUGGGGCCAUGUGGUGUUUUCCUACUCGCUGGAGUGCAGGCCCCACCUGGGGGGGGACAGCUGCUGGGAGUACGUGCCGGUGAGGGGCUAAGGUGGCGGGGCAAGAGGAGGCCAGCGGGCCAGAUUCACCCCUCCAAGGCACCGGAUCUGGCCUGUGGCUGCUUCGCUGGGACCCUUGUGCACAGAGCAGCUCACACUUGAACAUCCGGCUGCUCUCUGCUCCGGACACUGGGCAGGGGCGGGAGGCGGGGAUGGAGCAGGGACUGUGUGAAUUCUGCUUGCUUCUGGGUUCGCUCUCUUUGCCUUGUGGGGGGCGGUGUGAUCUGUUCUGCAAUGACUCUGUGUGUGGGUGGGUGCCUCAGUUUCCCCGGGCACUGCCACACUAUCUGGACGAGGAGGGGGAGGCUGGGGAGGACUCACUGGGGAGGAAUAUGCAGCCUCUCCGUCCUGAGGGCCAGGAGACAGCAGGUAACCCCCUGGGCCAGGAAAGGGAACAAAGGGGGCUGGGGGGGGGACCCCUUCUCCCCGAAGAUACUGGCUGCUCUGGGUCCCUGUGCUACACUGUGUCCCUGCCAACCAAUAAACCUUCCGUU